AUGGUUGGAGGCGGCAACCUUAGUUACGAGGAAUUGCUGGACCACAUUAUAAAUAACAAGCCCGUACCCAAUAUUGUGGAAGUACCAAAUGUCACGCUAGAUGAAAGCCUAGGUAGUACUUCUUCAUUGAAGCCAAGGGCAAGGCCCUGGGAAGGACAGCAGCAGCAUCAGUCUCAACAGCAGUUACAAAUUUCGGAAGAGAAUAUAUCUUUGGAUAUUAAUCAAGAAAGUUUGGAAGACAUGACCUCACUAUCAAAACUCUCUGAGUGUUAUGACAUACAGUCCAAGAUGCAGAUGAAUGACGCUAGUAACAACGAUGAUGAUGACGAUGAUAGCAGCAAUGAGAAAUCAAUAACUAGAUAA
Saccharomyces kudriavzevii IFO 1802 is the source of this 363-nucleotide messenger RNA. RefSeq lists its product as uncharacterized. The record is from RefSeq and is a predicted model, not a curated record. Bases 1 to 363 code for a protein of 120 amino acids. The transcript has a single exon. NCBI's taxonomy places the organism in Eukaryota, Fungi, Ascomycota, Saccharomycetes, Saccharomycetales, Saccharomycetaceae.